Molecule: messenger RNA, 2024 nt
Organism: Durio zibethinus
Lineage: Eukaryota; Viridiplantae; Streptophyta; Magnoliopsida; Malvales; Malvaceae
Gene: SDG40
Product: SET domain group 40
Biological process (GO): peptidyl-lysine monomethylation
Molecular function (GO): protein-lysine N-methyltransferase activity; protein binding
Source: RefSeq, a predicted model, not a curated record
CUAUUGGUUUUUCCAUUCACAUAGUACAUGUAUAUCACUUGUGAUUUUAAUUCUGGCCGCCGCAUUGUUUUCGAUCUUAUUGUCCAUCCACGAGUAAAGUGAUAAAUUUGUAAUUAUUUUUAUAAAAAAAAAUUAGUGUAAUUAUUUGCGGCAAGUUCCAUUCCAGAUGAAUCAUUCAGAUGCAAGAGCACGGGGGCAGGAAGAAGAAGAGGUUAAAAGGUUCCUAAAAUUGGCGGCAGGGCUUGGCGUUUCAGAUUCUGAAAAUCCCGAGUCAUCUUGUUCCAGUCUGGGCCAUUCUCUCGCCGUCUCUUACUUCCCUGACUCUGGCGGAAGAGGUCUGGCUGCUCUGCGUCCUAUUUCUAAGGGAGAAUUGCUUCUUAGAGUUCCAAAAUCUGCCCUAAUCACCACUCACUCUCUUUCCAAAGAUGAAACAUUGUCUCUUGCACUCAAAGCCCAUCCUUCUCUUUCCCCUGCCCAGUUAUUUACUGUCUGUUUGUUAUAUGAAAUGAGUAAAGGAAAGGCUUCACCCUGGCAUCCUUACUUGCUGCUCUUGCCUCGAAGUUAUACUACACUCGCCGCUUUCGGUGAAUUUGAGACGCAAGCCUUGCAAGUGGAUUACGCUGUCUGGGCUGCACAUAAAGCUGUCUCUAAAGCUGAAUAUGAGUGGAAACAAGCCUCUACUCUGAUGAAGGAACUAAAGCUUAAGCAUCCACUUCUCACUUUCAGGGGUUGGAUUUGGGCUACUGGAACUAUCUCCUCUAGGACAUUACAUAUACCUUGGGACGAAGCUGGCUGCUUAUGUCCUGUGGGAGACUUAUUUAAUUAUGCCGCACCUGGUGAAGAUGUGAAUGGUUAUGAAAAUGUAGAUAAUUUGCAAAAUGACUAUGCCAAAGAUGACUUAGAUACAAAUCAUUUUCAGAGAUUAACUGAUGCUGCAUAUGAGGCAGAUGCAGCUGCUUAUUGCUUCUAUGCUAAACAAAACUAUAAAAUGGGGGAGCAGGUUCUCUUGAGUUAUGGAACAUAUACAAAUUUGGAGCUUCUUGAACACUAUGGGUUUCUCUUAGAGGAUAAUCCAAAUGAGAAAGUUUUUAUUCCAUUGGAGCUUGACAUACAUUGCUUUAGUUCUUGGCCAAAAGAUUCACUGUACAUCCAUCAAAAUGGGAGACCAUCUUUUGCUUUGACGUCUGCUCUGCGUUUGUGGGCAACUCCACCAUAUCAGCGGAAGUCCAUAGGACACCUAGCUUAUUCAGGAUCUCAGCUCUCACAGGGCAAUGAAAUAUCUGUCAUGAAAUGGAUAGCUAAGAAAUGCCAUGCUAUAUUGAAAGAUAUGCCAACAUCAAUUGAAGAAGACAAGUCGUUGCUCUCUUUCAUUGAGAAAAUGGAGGACUUUGAUAACCUGUGGGAGUGGGGAAAGGCUGCUUCUGCAUUUGGAGGGGAGUUUUGCAAGUUUUUGAAAGCAUCAGGUCUGAAAAGUGAUGAUGAGUUAAUACCGUCUGGGAGGACUAAAAUGUUGAUAGAUAGGUGGAAAUUAGCAGUCCAAUGGAGGCGUAUUUAUAAGAAAGUUCUUGUUGAUUGUAUUUCACAUUGUACUGACAUCAUCAAUUCUCUAUCUGGUUAGAAUGGAUCUCAGCCAAAAUCUUUCAUAUCAACAUGAAUAUUUCAUUUAUUCCUCCCCAUACACAGGACACAGUAGUCUCCAAAUCCUCCAUUCUAAUUACUGAAUAGGUUUUUAUUGGAAGGGGCAGGAGGGGGUGACCGACCAAAGAUCUUCUAAAACUUGGACCAGGCCCAAACGAAGUUGGUCUUAUGUUGGCCCUACGAAUGGAGGGAUUGAUCCACAGUAAAAAAUUUUGAACUGACCUUGACUGGAGAGCUGGCCUUGUGGUCUUCAUUCUAGCACAAGGAUCACCCACCUGAUUCAUGCUCGCUCUUAGGUAUGGAUUGUUGAACUUUGGAUGUAAAUCCUUACCUCUAAGCAAGUACAGAAAACCACAAAGAAUGUACUAAUCCAAAAAAAAAAAAAA